Messenger RNA from Alternaria atra, 549 nucleotides. RefSeq lists its product as uncharacterized. Gene Ontology annotation, molecular function: enzyme regulator activity; calcium ion binding. The transcript has 6 exons. Lineage: Eukaryota; Fungi; Ascomycota; Dothideomycetes; Pleosporales; Pleosporaceae. Gene Ontology annotation, biological process: spindle pole body organization. Bases 1 to 549 code for a protein of 182 amino acids. The record is from RefSeq and is a predicted model, not a curated record. Gene Ontology annotation, cellular component: central plaque of spindle pole body.
AUGGCUGAUUCUCUCACCGAGGAGCAAGUCUCCGAGUUCAAGGAGGCAUUCUCUCUGUUCGACAAGGAUGGCGAUGGUCAGUACUCUCCCUUCGAACUCAAUUCCGCAUACUCUGCCCUCAAAGCAGCGCCGCAUCUCCAGCCCACGCAAUCGGCAAAGGGGCCGAACGUCACAGGUCAAAUCACCACCAAGGAGCUAGGCACCGUCAUGCGCUCGCUCGGCCAAAAUCCCAGCGAGUCUGAGCUCCAGGACAUGAUCAACGAGGUUGAUGCUGACAACAACGGCACCAUUGACUUCCCAGAAUUUCUUACCAUGAUGGCCCGCAAGAUGAAGGACACCGACUCUGAGGAGGAGAUUCGGGAAGCCUUCAAGGUCUUCGACCGCGACAACAACGGUUUCAUCUCCGCCGCCGAACUGCGUCACGUCAUGACUUCUAUUGGCGAGAAACUGACCGAUGACGAGGUCGACGAGAUGAUCCGGGAGGCUGACCAGGACGGUGACGGCCGUAUCGACUACAACGAGUUCGUCCAGCUGAUGAUGCAGAAGUAA